AUGAGCACCGCUUUCCAACCCGCGCUGGCCUCCUACGACAGCCAUGCCAUGCACACCUAUCCGUCCUCGAUGCCCCAAGCCGCCCGGGCAAAGGUGGCCUUGAACGACUCGAGGAACCCCCAAUACUACCGGUACCCCGUCCAGCAGCAAGCCCAGCAAACGCAGCAGGUUCAACACCAAGUUCAACACCAACAGGGGCCAUUCCAGAUGCCCUCAACCUCACAGCCCAGCCUCAGCUCGGUCUCGUCAAUAGCGCAGCCCGGUUCUGUGUCUCGCCACACCACCAAUCCCUCCACCCCCGCCUCGGGAACCAUUGCGAGCUCACAAAAGGAAGGCUCUUCAUCGAGGAGAGGAUCCGAGACUCUGAUUUACCACAGCCUGCAAAUACCCAAGUGCAUCAGCCCCACCGGCGGGAACCUUGCCGACUUUGCUGCACAGAUGACAUGCCUGUUCUGGUUCGAGUCCAUCGAUGAGUUGAAGCAGGCCGAGUCAAUCCGAUCGAGGCCGCCAAACGCUCUCAUCCCCCGAUUGCCAUCCCUGGCCAAGCCUUACGACCAGUUUCGGAAAUGGGUCUACAGCGUCCUGUCUACGACGCAGGUGACGCAGAAUGUCAUCCUACUGGCCCUGCUCUUCAUCUACCGCCUGAAGAUGUCGACACCACAGAUUAAGGGUCGUGCGGGCAGUGAAUAUCGUCUGCUAACGGUGGCCCUUAUGCUGGGAAACAAGUUUCUGGACGACAACACUUACACCAACAAGACAUGGGCCGAGGUGUCUUGUUUUGCAGUGCAGGAGAUUCAUGUUAUGGAAGUUGAGUUUCUGAGCAACAUGCGAUACAACCUCGUGGCAACCAAGGACCAGUGGGAGGAGUGGUUGGACAAGCUGGCCUGCUUCCACGAGUACUACGAGCGAGCCCUCAGAUUGCCCGCUUCGCCGAUUCACGUCCCGUCGCCGACCAACAAGACGUACCACUCUCCAAUCCCGUCGCCUACUGGUACAAUGCACCCUAUCGCCAACCUGCCCGUUACACCCACCAUUACCGCCAUCUCCCCGAUCUCGACUCACUCGCAAAACUGGAAUGCCUACCAGGCCAACACCAUUUCGCCCUUGGCCAUGAAGCCCACUAUCCAGUUCCCCAUUACGCGGAAGCGAAGCCCCGAAGGAGAUGCCCUUGAGCAUCCCGCCAAACGACUCGCUCCCCACCGUGGUCCUCCCGUCGCCGCCGUACCCAUGGUCACUGCGAGACCAAACAACGGCACUAUCGAGACAUCGAGGUUGCCAGUCCCGCAUCUCACCCUUGUCACUGAGCAACCUCAGCCCGUCCAGGCAGCCUUUGCCAACGGUAAUGGAUACUCGCAGCCUGUGCAGCCCAUGGUGGCGGUUCCCCAGGGCCACGUCUCCCUCCCUCCUCUGCAGCCUGGUGUCCGCGCUAUGGCGACUGUCUAUCAGCCGUCACCCGCUACCCUGGUUCAGCAACCAACUCUCCCAGUCACGACAGGUGUCACCAUGGCACCGACCGGCUAUGCGACUCACGCCCCGGUCAACUUCGGCACCCCCAACAAGCACCACAGCCCUGCAAACCUCGGUCACUUCAACUCGUCGCCCCUGACUGAGCACUUUACCCAAGUAUCCGCAGUGCCUACGCCCAUGGUGCAUACGCCAAUCUCCAACUCGCCGAGCGUCUACCUCCAGCAACGGCCCAGCCCGUACAAGCCGGUUCGUCACGUCAACACGCUGUUGUACCCGCCCCCUUCGGCAUCGCUGGACCAGUACCACCUCUCUGUACCUGUCCCACCAGCGCAGAUGCACUACCAACCCCUGGGCCGACGAAACGAUCUCCGGACUGGUAUCGUGCCCGAAUUCCUCGUCUACAACCGGGGCCAACAUCAGCAGCUGCCCCCACAAGGUCUCCCUCAGGGACACUAUCCGUCUUAG
Messenger RNA from Ilyonectria robusta, 1932 nucleotides. RefSeq lists its product as uncharacterized. NCBI's taxonomy places the organism in Eukaryota, Fungi, Ascomycota, Sordariomycetes, Hypocreales, Nectriaceae. The record is from RefSeq and is a predicted model, not a curated record. Gene Ontology annotation, biological process: regulation of cyclin-dependent protein serine/threonine kinase activity. The transcript is spliced from 3 exons. Bases 1 to 1932 code for a protein of 643 amino acids. Gene Ontology annotation, cellular component: cyclin-dependent protein kinase holoenzyme complex; nucleus. Gene Ontology annotation, molecular function: protein kinase binding; cyclin-dependent protein serine/threonine kinase regulator activity.